AUGAAGUACACCUUCCUCGUUCUGCCCGUCCUCCUGGCAUGGGCCUCUGCUGCGCCCCAAGACCCCCAGGUGCCCAUCUCAACCUCCAUCACGACCCUCACCGUGACUGGCCAACCGAUCCCCGCUCCUACCGAGCCAAUCCCGAACAACCCGAAUCCCGUCCCGGCGCCGGUCCCCUCCGGCCCGUCCCAGCCCGCCCCGCCUUCCGGCGGCCCCCACUGCGUCUGCGGCGCGACCUACUGCGGCAAGGUCCUCGUUGGCUUUCAAGACUAUACCACCGAACAGAUCGGCCAGGUCUACUGCUCCACCCCCGGCACGAACUGCGCCGCCGCUGCUCCGGCACCUGAGUUCCUCGAGAACAACCUCUUUGUCUGCAUCUGUCCACCGGACCAGAAAGAGGGCUCCAUCAUCGAGCUCCUCUGCACAUGUCAAGGCCGCUGCAAGAACGACGAGCCGGACUUCAUCGGCCGCUGCGAGACGCCAUGCAAUCUUGGGUGCGCUCCCGCGGCCCCGGGCUCGUCGUCGAUCCCGGUCCCACUGCCUGUGCCUGUGCCGGUUGAGCCUGCUCCCAUCCCGAACGAGCCCGUCCCGGCCCCGGCCUCCCCUGUCCGCAGACGAUCGUAA
This is a messenger RNA of Colletotrichum higginsianum IMI 349063, 624 nucleotides long. RefSeq lists its product as uncharacterized. The transcript is spliced from 2 exons. Lineage: Eukaryota; Fungi; Ascomycota; Sordariomycetes; Glomerellales; Glomerellaceae. The coding region runs from base 1 to 624 and encodes 207 amino acids. The record is from RefSeq and is a predicted model, not a curated record.